AUGCGCUUCACAACGCUCGCUGUCUUCUUUGCCUGUGCUUUUGUAAUUUCAGUGAGUUUCAGUUUUUUGAAACUUAUUGAAAAAUUCAUCGUUUGUUUCUUAUAGGGCAGCGUUCUUCGUGAGAAGAGACAAUGUGGAUGUCAAGCACUUCAGCAAUCACAAUGUUCAUGCCAACAAGUUCAACAAACUCAAUCAUGUUCUUGCCAAUCUGCUCCAGUUUCUACACAAUCUUCAUCGUGCUCUUGCGCUCAACAACAAACCCAACAAACUCAAACUAUUCAGGUAAUUUAUAAUAACUAAAAAUAUGAAAUGAGACCUUAUCUCAAUUCUGUAGAACAAAAGAGAUUGAUUUUCUAUUUUUGACUAAUAUUUUUUCGAAUUCCAGGUCCAAUCUAGCCAAUGUGCUCCAGCUUGUCAACAAAGUUGCUCACAACAAUGCCAAUCAAGCCCGUCCGUAUCACAAUGCCAACCACAAUGCCAACAACAGUGCCAAUCUCAAUGCACCCCAAUGUACAAUCCAACAACUUCAACAACCACAACCACAACUACACAAGCCCCAGUUUAUUACACUCAAGCUUGCCAACCAGUGUGCCAACAACAGUGCCAAUCCUCGUGUGUUGCUCAACAACAACCAGUUGCCCAAUGCCAGCCACAAUGCCAACAACAAUGCAACGUUGCCUGUGAUUCACCAUCUACCACCACAACUACAACUACCCAAGCUCCACAAAUUAUCCAAAUCCAAUUGGAAAUCCAAGCUCAAUGUCAACCAGCUUGUCAACAACAAUGCCAAUCGUCGUGUGAUACCCAACAACAACAACCAGCCGCUCAGUGUAAUCAAGCUUGUAAUUCGCAAUGCUCAAAUGCUUGCCAACAAGUUUCUCAACAAGUUCAAGCCGCAUACAAUCCAUACAAUACUCAAUCAAACGACUGUGGAUCUUCGAAUAAUUGCAACAUGAACACUAACACCAACCAACAAUACAAUCCAUACCAAACAACUCAAACCAGCACUGUUGCACCAAUGUAUGAUCCAUACAACAAUCAACAACAACAACAACAACAAUCAAACUGUGCUUCAGCUUGUCAACCAGCUUGUGAUACAUCUUGCACAUCUCAACAAACUCCAACAAUUGCUCCAAUGUACAAUCCAUAUCAAGAUACUACAACUGAAUCUGCUCCAUCUCAACAAGUUAUCCAAAUUGUUUUGCAAACUUCAGUUGCUCAAUCUUCUCAAUGUACUCCACAAUGUGAAUCUUCGUGCCAAAAUCAAUGUGUUGCUCAACAACAACCAGCUUCACAAUGCCAAUCAGCUUGCCAAUCUUCAUGUUCUUCAUCUUGCCAAGCUGCUCAACCAGCUACAGUUGCAUGUGAUCAAUCGAAUACUUCAUCAAAUUCUUGCUCAUGUCAAUCAAACUAUUCUCCAUGUGGAAAUGGACAAUGUUGUCGCAGAAAGUAA
This is a messenger RNA of Caenorhabditis angaria, 1453 nucleotides long. NCBI's taxonomy places the organism in Eukaryota, Metazoa, Nematoda, Chromadorea, Rhabditida, Rhabditidae. The record is from the annotation of a GenBank genome assembly.